AUGGAGGCGGUGCAAAUCACCAUCGCCGCCUCCAGCACCUCUUGCACUCUCGAGAGAGGCACGGUGGCCGGAGGCUCGCUCUUGGGCAGCCGACCCGUCGAAGAGACUGGCAAGGGCUCUGCCACUUCCAUGGGGGCCGUGCGUGCGCCCAUGAUGCCGUCGCCACCAGACAUUACGGUCCUGGCCGGCCUGGCCUCCUCCCCGAAGUUUGGUGGCAGGGGAGGGGUGAUCACAGCGCCUUCCGGAGGUGCCGCCGACGAAUGGGAUGGUCCGGCGAUCGCCACGGGGCGUGCUGACCCUUGGCGCCCCCCGGAGGUGCCGGAGGGCAUCGCCGGUGAAGCUUUGCCUCCCGACGACGCGUUUCGACGCCCCCCGGAGGUGCCGGAGGGUGUCGCCGGUGAAGCUUUGCCUCCCAAUGGCUCGUCUUGGCGUCCCGCACUCCUACACGCUGAACAAAGAAUUGAAAGAUUAGAACUCAAACAACAAGGAUCCAUGGGGGUGGCGCGCCUUGCGCAAAACCCUAAUCUCGAGCUUGGAAGCUGCCACCGGAGACAAAUCCGCUUCGGCGACAAGGGGUGGCUGGAGGAUGCACCGGCACCCCUCGUGGUCGAGCAUCCCUGCCCCGCGUCUCUCGGAGGCGGCGGCGGAGACCUCGGCGAUGACGACGACAAAGGGAUGUCCACCACAGGGGAGAGCGACCACGCACGCUUCCCCUGCGGGUCCGAUGCAGCCUCCAGGUCGCGGACGGGACGGUGCCCCAAUAGGCUGGCAGGAACAUCGGGCGCCGCCGCGAUCACCUCGCCAUGGCCUGGAGCUCCGGCCGCCACCCCCCGUGCGGCGGCGGAGGCAUGCCCCUGA
Panicum virgatum (switchgrass) is the source of this 858-nucleotide messenger RNA. RefSeq lists its product as uncharacterized. The coding region runs from base 1 to 858 and encodes 285 amino acids. NCBI's taxonomy places the organism in Eukaryota, Viridiplantae, Streptophyta, Magnoliopsida, Poales, Poaceae. The transcript has a single exon. The record is from RefSeq and is a predicted model, not a curated record.